Molecule: messenger RNA, 1331 nt
Organism: Maniola jurtina (meadow brown)
Lineage: Eukaryota; Metazoa; Arthropoda; Insecta; Lepidoptera; Nymphalidae
Gene: OXA1L
Product: mitochondrial inner membrane protein OXA1L
Exons: 2
Coding region: 126-1316 (396 amino acids)
Biological process (GO): mitochondrial respiratory chain complex IV assembly; protein insertion into mitochondrial inner membrane from matrix
Cellular component (GO): mitochondrial inner membrane
Molecular function (GO): membrane insertase activity
Source: RefSeq, a predicted model, not a curated record
UUUUGGCAAACUCUAUGUCAAAGUCAAAAUGACAUAAUUUAUAACCUCUGUAGUGUUUUGUAGUUAUUUGUUAUUGAAAAAUAGUUUUGAAUUUUCAAACUAAGCUAGUAAGGAAUAAAACUGCAAUGUUUAAACUACUAAAUCGCCACGGACGUCGGAGUGGUAUAGUUAAUUUAUUUUGUGAUAAGAAGUUUGAGGUUAGAAAAGCUAAGGUUUAUUAUUUCUAUUCUUCGGCUGGAUCAGUGCGGUUCGCUUCCACUGGUAAUGAUGCGGGAAAAAUUGCUCCUUUAGUGGAUAAUAUUCCGGAACCUCCGCCCGUACCUGAUCCUGCCACAAUCGGUGAGAUUACUGAAGCUGUACAGUCUUUAGCCGCUAACGGAGAACCUACAUUCGCUAGCCUUGGCCUCGGAGGAUGGACUCCUGUUGGAAUGGUACAGAACUGCCUCGAGUACCUACACGUAUCCCUCGACGUACCCUGGUGGGGCGCCAUCUUAAUAGGUACUGUUGUAGUCAGAGUCCUUAUGUUUCCAUUAGUUAUUAUGUCACAGAGAAACAGUGCAGUUAUGAAUAACAAUUUACCAGAAAUUCAGUUGCUACAAAUGAAAAUGACUCAAGCCAGACAGACAGGUAAUCAACUAGAAGCUGCUCGCUAUGCACAAGAAAUGAUGCUUUUCAUGAAAGAAAAAGGCUUGAAUCCUUUGAAGAAUAUUCUGGUUCCUAUAGCUCAGGCUCCACUAUUUAUUUCCUUCUUCAUGGGCUUAAGAGGCAUGGCUAAUUGUCCUGUGGAAAGCAUGAUGCACGGUGGACUUUGGUGGUUCAUGGACCUGACUGUACCUGAUCAAUACUUUAUAUUGCCACUUAUUACAAGUGCUACAAUGUGGGCAACUAUUGAACUAGGAGUUGAUGGAGCUCGUUUAGAUGCACAGAACAUGCAGGUAAUGAGAUAUGUUCUGAGAGCAAUACCAGUUAUUAUGUUACCUUUUACAAUAAACUUCCCUGGAGCUAUCUUAGUAUAUUGGGUUUCAACAAAUUUUAUAUCUCUCGGGCAAGUAGCUUUUCUUAAAAUACCUGCAGUCAGAGAAUACUUUAGAAUACCAGCACUUAUUACACAUAAGGCAGAGAAUUUGCCUAUGAAGAAAAAAGGGUUUGUAGAGGGAGCAAAGGAGUCGUGGACUAAUAUGAAAAUUUCAAGAGAUCUUGCGGACAGACAGAGGGUAGAUGAAAUGAUUUUCACAAGAGCAGGAAAAGGAGCCUUACAGAAAACCUACAAAUAUGAUCCGACAAAAGUAGCAAAAAUACAAGCAAAACCUAAGUAGGUAGUAGGUAGUUUU